Messenger RNA from Cynara cardunculus var. scolymus (artichoke), 1365 nucleotides. RefSeq lists its product as uncharacterized. The coding region runs from base 219 to 1184 and encodes 321 amino acids. The record is from RefSeq and is a predicted model, not a curated record. Lineage: Eukaryota; Viridiplantae; Streptophyta; Magnoliopsida; Asterales; Asteraceae. The transcript is spliced from 2 exons.
GUAUAUUAUAAAAGCAUCCCUUUUGCCCUACAUUGCUCUUUCUUUUUCUCUUUGUAAAACUCUUUCACAUUAUCUGCUCCAAACACCUCUCUUUCUCUCUCUACAACUCCUUUCUUGCUUCAUCGGAGAUCAAUCUUAUUGACUUCCUUUAGGGUUCAAGAAGCAGGCAAAGAAGCUAGUUUAUUGGUGCUUGUGCUGAGUUAUCGACAUAUAUAAAGAUGCCAAAGGAGAGAAGGGACCGAUCUGUGUCUAUUGAUAGGUCUUGGACUACUCCAUACGUAUGCAGCACUAGUCACUCAAAACGAUCGUUGGCCAAGAACCCUUUAGAGAGCGAAAAUGUAAAAGAAUGGGAAGAAGCCCGAUGCCCUGUGUGUAUGGAACACCCUCAUAAUGCAAUUCUUCUGUUAUGUUCUUCGCACGAUAAGGGUUGUCGACCAUUUAUGUGUGACACAAGCUACCGCCACUCUAAUUGCUUUGAUCAGUUCCAAAAGGCGUCUUCUGAAAUGCAAGCAAUGGUGGAUCCACAGGUUCCAGCCACACAAAGCACCGUGGUCCCUGGAAGCUUUGAAGGUGCACCCACACCCCCAAUGGCUUGUGAGACUCAAGAAAAGCUAAAGCUGAUCUGCCCUCUGUGCCGUGGGCAGGUGAAUGGAUGGAUUGUUGUGGAGGCUGCUCGCCUAUUCAUGAACGCCAAAUCAAGAAGCUGUGCUAGUGAGACUUGUGAGUUUUCUGGCACGUAUACGGACCUCAGGAAACACGCAAGAAUGGUGCAUCCGCUUGUGAGACCAUCGGAAGCUGAUCCAGAUAGGCAGCGGGAUUGGAGGAGGUUAGAAAGACAGAGGGACAUUGGAGACCUUUUGAGUACCCUUCAAUCUUCUAUGGGAGAUGAGAGGGUUGAAGAUAGCAAUAGCACAAGUGGUUUAUCCUUGGAUGAAGGAGGAUGGUUAACCGUAUUUUUCUUGAUUCGAGUUUUCAGACCAAGAAGUAGUUCAAGGAGCAGUAGUUGGUCUGGAAGUUCUCGAGCUAGAGCCCAUGUGACCAUUAGGAGGAGACCGACUACAAGGCUUUGGGGUGAGACCCAUAAUGAGGAAUCCAGAGAUGAUGAGAAUGUGGCAUCGGAUGGGGGUUCAGGCCCACGGCAACGGACUAGACGACAACCUGCUCCAGAUAGCGAUGAAUCUUGAUUACAAGAAUCAUUGUAAGAGGAACUGCAGCCAAUUCAUUUCAAGUUUUAAUUUUUAUAAUAUCUGUUUCAGGUAUGAGAGUGAGCAAUGCAGAUUUGUAAGAGAAGAGAUUGCAAUUUGAAACUUAAAUACUAUUUGUUCAUACAUGCUAAAUUUUAUCAUCUACUUGUAUUGGUCAUCU